UGGUAACCUGACUGGAAACUUUCUUCUGCCAGUUUUUCGCUCAGUGAUUGUAGAAACAAACCCUCUCAACUCUUCAAUUCCAGUUAUGUCAUCAUCUCUCAUCACUGUGGUUGAUCGCUAAUUGAACCCUAUUGUAUUUUUAGAUUGAAUGAGGGUUCAGUCCCCAAAAAGUGUUGCUUCAUUUGGACAACUACUGUUAGGAGUAAAGUUCAGGUAACGUUAACGGCUGGACAACCAUGGCUGACGGAGAAAACGGGGUUGGUACUUCAAAAACAUUAAAUUUCAACGUUGGAGUGUUAGGACAUGUUGACAGCGGUAAAACGUCUCUGGCUCGAGCACUCAGCAGCACAGCUUCCACCGCUGCUUUUGACAAGAAUCCACAGUCCCGUGAGCGUGGGAUCACGCUAGACUUGGGGUUCAGCUCGUUCACCGUGGACCUACCGCAGCAUCUGGAAGCCGAGUGUUGCCCACUGGGUUAUGACAACCUGCAGUUCACGCUUGUCGACUGCCCAGGUCAUGCAUCCCUCAUCCGCACCAUCAUUGGCGGAGCCCAGAUCAUUGACCUGAUGGUGCUGGUUGUGGAUGUGGUGAAAGGGAUGCAGACUCAGACAGCAGAGUGCCUUCUGAUUGGCCAGUUGACCUGCUCGCGCAUGCUGGUCAUCCUCAACAAAACAGACCUGUUGCCAAGCAACAAAAGACAGAGUGCCAUUGAGAAGAUGACCAAAAGGAUGCACAAAACUCUGGAGAACACCAGGUUUAAAGACUGCCCUGUCAUAGCUGUGGCAGCUAAGCCUGGAGGUCCUGAGGCUGCAGACACAGAUGAACCCCAAGGCAUCCCUGAACUGGUAGAGGUACUGAAACAACAGGCUUUCCUGCCUCAGAGGGACUCCACAGGCCCCCUGUUAAUGGCUGUGGAUCACUGCUUCUCCAUCCGAGGCCAAGGCACUGUCAUGACUGGCACUGUCCUGCAGGGGGCAGUGCACAUCAACGACAAUGUGGAAAUCCCAGCCUUGAAGGUGACGAAGAAGGUGAAGUCCAUGCAGAUGUUCCGGCGGCCGGUACCCAUGGCCAUGCAGGGCGACCGCGUGGGCGUGUGCGUGACGCAGUUUGACCCCAAGCUGUUGGAGCGCGGCGUGGUGUGCUCGCCCGGCUCGCUGCACACGCUCCACGCCGCCCUGGUCCCCGUGCACAAGAUCAGCUACUUCCGCGGAGCGCUGUCCAGCCGCACCAAGUUCCACAUCAGCCUCGGCCACGAGACCGUCAUGGCGCGCGUCACCUUCUUCGGUUCCGCGGCGGCAGCUCCGGUCGGCCAGGCCGGAGAGGAGUCAGACGCUGCUGGCGACAAGGCCCCCGCCGAGGCGGCUUUUUCCUUUGACAAGGAGUACUGCCACCAGGAGGAGUACAUUGCUGGGCAGGGUGAGGGCCAGGACCCUGAGCAGUGGGCCCUGCUGGAGUUUGAGAAGCCGGUCACAUGUCCGCCCCGCUGCUUGGUGAUUGGCUCGCGGCUGGACACGGACAUCCACGCCAACACGUGCCGACUGGCCUUCCACGGGAGGCUCCUGCACGGAAUGGAGGAGAAGAACUACGCAGAGACCACCCUGCCCCGCCUGCUCAUCAGCAAAGACAAACAGAGAGAGGGGACUGUGGAGAGGGUGACCGAUGACUACACUGUGAUUGGCCGGAAUCUGUUUAAGAAGGAGACCAACCUGCAGCUGUUUGUGGGGUUAAAGGUCACACUGUCGUCGGGGGAAACGGGGGUGAUUGAGGGUGGCUUUGGACAGAGUGGCAAAGUGAAGAUUAGAAUACCAGAGGGGCUGAAAGAGGAGACGAAGCAGCUGCUCUCCUGUGGGAAGAAGAAAGGGAAAGGCGGAAAGGGGGACUCGGUCAAGGAGGAGGAGCCUAAAGGAGACUCUCAGCCUGUUCUAAUCCACCUGCGCUUCAAGAGGUACAUCUUCGACCCCAAGAAGAAGAUGGUUCAGUCCUGACCACUAUGACCCCAAGAAGCGGAUGGUUCAGUCCUGACCACUGUGACUCUGAGAGGCCUCGGGAACAUUCUGGAACUCUGAAGGUGGCAGUCAGACACUUAAAGAACUGAAACCACUCACACACACACAUUCACCAUGUACACACACACACACACUGACACACACACACAUACACACACACACACACACACACACAUACACACAUGUGCACGCGCACAUGGGUAAUCAUGAAGGCAGCCAGAGCACAGCUACAUAAGAAAUAUAAUGAGAAAAAAAAUAAGAAAUAUAAUGUAGUUACCGGGUCUAGUUUACACCUGUCUUUAUAGAUACUGUUUAAAUUGCUCAUUAAGGAAAACCAAUAUAUUUCAGUGAUGAAUGAGGCUUAACUUCUUAGCGCACACGUGUGCACACACACAUAAUCAAUCUUUAGUCUCAUCAAGUUUCUCAUUAGUUAGUUCAUAUACUGUGACCGUGGUCUCUGCUGACCGACGCAUAUAUAUACCUCCUCUCCGCUCCUCACCAACCAACAUGUAGGAUGAUGACAUCAGCUUGGUGUUGUGCAGAUUAAUGAAGCUGGGAACCAAUGAAGUGCUCUUGUGUGUGUGUGUGUGUGUACACAAGUCGAUAUUUUGAUAGUGUGUGUGUGUGUGUGUGUGUGUGUAAUCCAGAAAGAGUGAAUGUAUGAGAAUGAGAGUUUGUGUGUGUGUGUGUGUGUGUGUGUGUCUGUGUGUACAACAAUGUAUGGGAGUAAAUGCUGCUGUCAAACCCCAAGUUUGUGUGCCUGUUAGUUCUCUUUUGCAACUUCCAAUCAGAUCAGCAAUGAUUCUGCAGGGUUAAUAAUGUCACACCUCAGACACAUGAAUAUUAUCAGAUAGAGAGAACUACAUGAAAAUGCAUAGUAUGGGGGAUGGGGGGCAUCCCAUACCACAUAGGGUCCAGUGCCCAUGGGGGCUGUAACAGGGGGGCUACAUUGGGUGCAUAACUGAAGCGCUCCGCUCUCAACGCAGCAAUGCUGCAGCACUUAGCUUCCACUGUAAUCACUGGAAGUAGCUACACCAGAUGUGAUAGCGACUCGUACGUUUCGAAAAACUAGACCAGUCUUCUAAAAUGAAUUUCCCCUUGGGGAUCAAUAAAGUAUCUAUCUAUCUAUCUAUCUAUCUAUCUAUCUAUCUAUCGAAAAUUGUUUUUACGCAUCGCGAACGGAACACUUCAGUUACUCGCCCGGUGUAGCAACCCUGGAAUUCUGACCUGAGGUCAUUUCUCAUUCCCCUUUCCAUCUCUCUCCCACUGCUGUCCACUGUCAAUAAAGGCAAUAACGGCCCAUAAGUAAUUGAAGAGAAAAAAAAACCCAUACUAUUGCGUAUAACAUGCGUGUAGCCUACUUCAAUGCUCUACCCUCUCAUAAGUAUACAAAAGCACUGAAUCGUGUAGUUAGGAAGUAGUAAGUAGUCAGUAGUAACUUUCUGGUGUUUUAGAGAAAGGGGAGUAUUUCCAUAUUUUGACAACCGUUCAAAUGAAAUUUCAGGUGUCAGAAUUCAAUUGUGACAGUCCCAGGAGCCUCUAGUUAAUAACAAAGCAGUACAGAUUUUUGUUCCGUUCCUUAUCAUUUGCUUUCGAUGCACUAUUUUACUCAAAGCAGCAGAGGACACUGCAGGACUGAGAACUCCUAAAAACCUUCCUGCUACAGGGAGUCACAUCGUCUGAGCAUUCCAGUUUCCUGCCAGGUCCGUGCAUGGCACCUAAAAUACACUAAUCAGUUUGUGUAAGAUCACCAGAAGCUCAAAUAAAAUCAUAUAGAAAGGAAUCAGUAUUGAUGCAAACACCAUGUUGUUGUUUUUUCACUAUCUCCAUCAGUUGUAUUGGUAAAUUUUUUUUUUUAAAUCUAGCAGCAAAUUGAUAGUGUCAUAAUUCCUCAAACAUAAAUCUUGGUCAAUUUCUUUGGAGCAAGUGAACAUAAAGGAGUAGUUAGCUGCUUCUCAAAAUCAAUAAAAGAAAUAAAAUAAAAUAUAAUGGAUAUGAUAAAAUAGGCCAAUGAAAUAUACCGUUCAUACACUUGGAAGUUUUAGUUACCAACUAAAUAUGAGUGAGACGAAUGGUAUAAAUGGAAGCUGAUGAUCCCAGCAUGGUCAUGUAAUUUAGCAGACACUUUUGUACAUAGGGACAUACAAAUAUAACAAUACAAUAGUUAAAAUAAACAACUAUCGUUAUAAAUAAAGUAAGGUCUAAAAGUUGGUAGGACUACAUUAAGCAUAGUAGUGAUAACAAUGUCAAUACAAUAUCAACGAUCACUAAUGAAAAAUAAACAAAUACCAUAACACCAGCUACGCGUGGGCUUUUUAAACCAGUCCAUAUACUGUAGGACAUGUCCUUAAUUUAAUAAAGACUUUUUUAACAAAGGAGUGCCUUGGUCUGAGAAAACUUUUUUUCUCUUUUUUGACUUCUGGAUUUUGACCUUGUACCAAAGAGCACCCGAAGGAAACUGAAAAACUUGGAUAAAGAGCACGCCACAAAUCAACAUACUGAAAUAUCAUAACAUCUUAGAAACAUUACAGUUUCAUUUAGUAACAUUUUUUGCUUUGAAAGUAAAUUUGAACAGUUAUAUAAAAAAAAAAAGGAUAGCAAUGAUAACAGUAAUGUCAAUACACUAUUAACGAUAAGUAAUCAAAUACCACAACAUCGUAGGAACAUUACAUCGUAGGAGUAUCUUUUGUUUUCAAUGUAAACUAGUGCAGAGCCCGUAGAUGUGGCAUUUUUUGUUCGUAUAGUAUGAAAUUAGGCACUGCACACACUCGUGCCAUUAGGAUGACACCCACCAACUUUGAGAGCAGUCGGAUGAGUGGUUCGAGAGUUAUGCGUGGAACAGACAGACUGACACACAGACAGACAUUCCUUGCAUUAAUAGAUAGAUUCUAACAGCUAUAAAUAAUUUGGUAGGACUACAUUAUUGGUAGUAAUGAUAACAGUAAUGUCGAUACAAUAUCAACGAUCAGUAAUGAAACAUAAACAAAUGCCCAGUUUCAUCAAGCAGCAUUUUUUGUUUUUAAAGUAAUUUUUUGUGUCAUGAACAUAAUUUAUAAAUAAAGAGUCGUGAGUACACCUCGGUAAUAUACUGUGAUGUGCAGUUAGUGAACAGUUUCUGGUCAAGUAUUAAAUAU
Molecule: messenger RNA, 5140 nt
Organism: Sardina pilchardus (European sardine)
Lineage: Eukaryota; Metazoa; Chordata; Actinopteri; Clupeiformes; Clupeidae
Gene: eefsec
Product: eukaryotic elongation factor, selenocysteine-tRNA-specific
Exons: 7
Coding region: 237-1985 (582 amino acids)
Biological process (GO): selenocysteine incorporation
Molecular function (GO): GTPase activity; GTP binding; translation elongation factor activity
Source: RefSeq, a predicted model, not a curated record